AUGCGCUCCACCCGCUCAUGCGGGUCCCACCGCCCUCGACAUAUUCAGCUGCUCUGCUUCGUCCUCUUCGCUCUGUUCUUGCUGGCCCAACCUGCCUCAGCUGAGGAUACUGGCGGAGACGACGACAGCGAAUAUAAACCCGCGGUGACGCCCACGCCGACGACGGGGCCCAUCUACCUGCCUCACUAUGAUGCCGACGACUGGGACCUCGUGAGGGGAAGCAUCGUCUCAAAAAACGAGCGCUUGAACGAGACAACCUACACCAUCUUCUGCCCGACGCAGACGCCGCCCGCCUGCGAGAUUGACAUGGACUUUCCGUUCAUCGUGGUAUGCGGCGAGAGCACGGUCCGCUUCCACGGCACCGUCACCUCGACAUACACUGUCAACGUGGAAUGCGAGUUUAGCGAGACGACAGAGGUGACGUGCUCCGGCUACUCGAGCUUCGCGCCCGACUACUCGAACGCGCCCCGCAGCGGACCGACGGAGCUGUCGUGGAAGUCGACGCUCGAGGGCACUGGCGUCGAGUGGGGUGUCCUCACCAUGGCCGACAAGCCCACGAGGACGGCCGACUCGCUGGGCAUGACCUUCACGACCGCCUCCCAGGUGUUUGAGUCCGGCGAGCAGUAUCACAUUCCCGAGGAGACGGACAAGCCUGACGCGGCUGCGGGACUGGCCAGCGGGACAUGGGCGUACGCAGCCGCCUUAUGGAGUGGCGUGCUCGGACUGUACAUCUUCCUGUGA
Emericellopsis cladophorae is the source of this 741-nucleotide messenger RNA. RefSeq lists its product as uncharacterized. The coding region runs from base 1 to 741 and encodes 246 amino acids. Lineage: Eukaryota; Fungi; Ascomycota; Sordariomycetes; Hypocreales; Bionectriaceae. The record is from RefSeq and is a predicted model, not a curated record. The transcript is spliced from 3 exons.